Messenger RNA from Microplitis demolitor, 2491 nucleotides. RefSeq names its product G-protein coupled receptor Mth2. The coding region runs from base 275 to 2428 and encodes 717 amino acids. The record is from RefSeq and is a predicted model, not a curated record. Gene Ontology annotation, cellular component: membrane. Gene Ontology annotation, biological process: cell surface receptor signaling pathway; G protein-coupled receptor signaling pathway. Gene Ontology annotation, molecular function: G protein-coupled receptor activity. The transcript has 7 exons. NCBI's taxonomy places the organism in Eukaryota, Metazoa, Arthropoda, Insecta, Hymenoptera, Braconidae.
GUUACAUAUAUGUGUAAGAAUCAUCUUCCAUAAUGUUUUUCGAAUUCCGCUUGUCAGUUAAAUUACUACAAUCGUGUGGAAGUAAACGUACUUUGCAAACUUAUUUGUGAAAAUUUUAUAAAAUAUAAAUGAAUUACAUUUAUUUAUUUAUUUGUGUAAAUGUGAUUUAGUGAAAAGAAAAAAAAAAAAAAAAAAAAAAACUAUAAACAAAAAUUGAGAAUGAAGAAAGCGAAAUGAAUUAAGGAUUGAAAUAUAGAUAGUUUAUAAACUAAAUAUGCUCUCUAUCAAGAUAUUAUAUAUAUCGGUGACUUUACGAUAUAUGGUGGAUGUUAAUGGUUUUGAUUUGAAUAGAGAAUGUUGUCCACCGCAAGAGAUAUUUUCUAUUAACAACAAUUCCAGGUGUUCUAUUUUACAUUAUGAAAAUUCUCUUAAGAAUUAUGAAGCAAUUAACAAAGAUUGGGGAAUGGAAUACUUACAAAAAUGCUUCAGUGAUACCUUAACUAAAUUUAGUAUCAUUAAUUCAACAAUACCAAAAUCAAUAACUUGUAGUGAUGUUUUGCGUAAUAAUGAUCUUAUAAAUACUUCGUUUAUUUAUUAUUGUAAACAAAAUAAUAAAAACAAUAAAGCAGUUCCUCAAUUGAAAACAAUCAGAAAAUGUUGUCCUCCGGAACAACGUUAUGAUAUUGGAACUCGAGAAUGUAUAAAUUUUACUUCGAAUAAUUUUACCAUUCUAGAAACUCUAAAUAAAUUUACUUACAACACGAUUGACUUUUUAUCAAUUAUCAAAGGUCAUCCUACUUGUAAUUAUUCUAUAAUGGACCAUACCAUUAAUGUUGUUAAUGAUCGUUUAAUUUUCAAUAACGAUACUCUACAGGUAAACAUAUCAUCAAAUAAUCGCUUGAAAAACAUAUUUACCAACGAAAAUAAUGCAUGCUUUGAUUUUGGAUUAUCUUCGAAUACGCUCGUGGUGAGAACAUGUAAUGAUGAUUUAUUUUGUAAGCAAAAUAUUUGCUUAAGAAAAUGUUGCCAAGAAGAUGAAGCUUGGAUCGGUCAUCAAUGUCAAAAACUAUCUUCUUAUCAUGGUCAUUAUAGAAAUUUUCACACUGAGAUCAAAAAAUUUAUUAAAAAUACUUAUCAUAAUUCAAUUUUAUCGGAUAUUCUAAACUCUACAGUUUAUGGCCUCAUGGUUGGGCAGCAAUUUUGUAAUAGUCGUAUGUAUCCCAUAAAACCAGAAGAAAAUUGGUAUUUUACUUCACGUGGAUAUAUUCAUGUACCAGAUCAAGAUACUUACGAUCAAAAUGAAUAUUGUUUGGAAAUGAUAUAUGAACAUGAGGAGUAUAGUGAUGGAUUAUAUCCUUGCUUAUGUUUUAAUGAUUAUUUAGAACAAAAAGAAGAAAUUAGUCCUAAACGAUUCGCAGUAAAUGCCGCAUUAGAAUUGAUAAGUUGCACUUUUUUGCUAGCAACAUUUUUAAUUUAUUUAUGCCUACCAUUGCUUCAAAAUCUUCAUGGAAAAACUUUAAUGUGCCAUGUAGCAAGUCUUUUCAUUGCAUAUGCUUGUCAUGUUACGAUAACUUUAAUGUCGCUACAAGUUACAACUGACAAUAAUUACAUAUUGAAUUCAUCGAUAUGUAAGCCUCUUGGUUAUGCUAUGAUAGCAUCAUUUCUCGCGAGUUUUUCUUGGCUAAGCAUUAUGUGUUUUGAUAUUUGGUGGACGUUUGGAGGAUGCAGUGGAACUGGUUACAUUUCUAAUAGAAGAAAAGCACGUAGAAAACGUUUUUUCUUUUAUUCUUGUUUUGCAUGGGGACUUCCGCUUAGUAUUUUAUUAAUUACAAUCACCAUAGACCAGACAAAAAUUAUAGCCAAACAUUUGCGUCCUAAUAUAGGGAUUGAGGCAUGUUGGUUCGAUCAGAAUCGAAACAGCUACGGUGAAAUCAUUUACUUUUUUGGACCAGUUUCUUUCCUAUUGACAAUCAAUAUUAUAUUUUUUAUACUAACUAUAAGAAAUUGUAAUCAUGUUAAAGCAGAUAUUUCAAAAUUUUUGACAACAGACAUAAAAAACCGACGAUUUCAAGCUGAUAAAACAAAGUUAAUACUGAACAUAAGGCUUUUUAUUUUAAUGGGCAUAUCUUGGAUUUUUGAAACAAUUUCGUAUGCUAUCAAUCAUUGUGCACCCAACUUGAGCUGGCGUGUUGAACUCUUUUAUGUAUUUGAUGUUUUUAAUUGUCUUCGAGGUGUUAUCAUUUUUGUACUUUUUGUAUUUAAAAGCAAAGUUUACUAUGCAUUAAUGCAUCUCCUCGGUCGCCGUAGAACUGAUGAACCAACUAGUAAAAGAGCUACAAAUCUUCAACAUCCAAAUAAGAUGACAACAUGUACUAGUUGUAGUACACUAAUGUCAUCAACGAUUGAUCCAUUUAAUUCUCAAAUUUAAUAUGUGUAUACAAUAACUUUUUUUAUUAUAUUAAUUUAAGAUUAAAUUUAUUAUGAUUACAGA